Molecule: messenger RNA, 2256 nt
Organism: Notolabrus celidotus (New Zealand spotty)
Lineage: Eukaryota; Metazoa; Chordata; Actinopteri; Labriformes; Labridae
Product: chitin synthase chs-2-like
Exons: 12
Coding region: 249-1610 (453 amino acids)
Cellular component (GO): cell septum; cell periphery
Molecular function (GO): chitin synthase activity
Source: RefSeq, a predicted model, not a curated record
GAAGGGAGCUCAGGGACUCCAGAAAGGUCUAUGGUGAGGACCGCUGGCUGUGUACUCUGCUGCUGAAACAAGGAUGGAGAGUGGAGUACAACGCAGCGUCUGACGCUUACACCAACGCACCCGAGGACUUCAAAGAGCUCUACAACCAGCGUCGUCGAUGGGGACCCUCCACGCUGGCUAACGUUGUGGAUCUGCUGGGCGCCACUAAUACAAUCUCCAGGAGGAACCCUUCCAUCUCCAAACCCUUCAUGUUCUACCAGCUGUUUGCCAUCACAUCAGCCAUCCUGGCCCCCGCCACCAUCUGUCUCCUGAUUGCAGGUAGCUUAUCCUUCAUGUUGAGCCUGGAUGCCAGUUGGGCCCUGGUCCUGGCUAUAAUCCCCCCUAUCAUCUACCUGAUUCUUUGCUUCAAACUCAAGACGGACACUCAGAUCAUUAUUGCAGCUAUUUUGAGCAUCAUAUAUGCCUUCCUCAUGUUGGUGGUGACGAUGUCCAUUAUUGGCUCAAUGGUGAAAGACCAAACCAUCCUGACGCCAAGCAGCCUUUUUGUCGUGGCGAUGGCUAUCAUUUACAUCACCACCGCGAUAAUGCACCCUCAAGAAGUCGGGCUGGUGUUUCACGGCUUCCUUUACAUCAUCUGCAUCCCCAGCGCCUACCUCCUGCUCACCAUCUACUCCAUGGUGAACAUGAACAACGUGUCCUGGGGCACCAGGGAGACAAAACCUCCUCCUGGAGCCGCCCAGCCUGCAGCCGUCGAACCAAAAUCAAGAAGAGAGAGAGCCAAGAGCACCUGCCAACGUUUCUUCUCGUGGUGCAAAUGCUGCAAGAAAUCCAACGAGUACACCGUAGGCAGGCCGGUCAGCGUCAACCAGGAUACUCUGAUAACAGAGCCCGAGCCACAGCCCCUAAACACCAUCGUGGAUGACACAUCAAUCCACGAAAGGCAGAUGCCAGUGGAGCCAGCUUUCCGUCCCGCUCAAUGCUGGGUCGAGCAACUACAAGGAGUAUCCACUGACAUGCAGCUGCGAGAAGACUCCCUGGAUAAGGAUGAGGAAGAGUUCUGGAUUGAGCUGCAGAAGAAAUAUCUGGAGCCGCUGCAAGACGAUAAAGAGAGACAGAAAAAGAUUGCCCAAGACCUGAAAGACCUGAGGAACAAAAUAAACUUCGCCUUCUUCAUGUUGAACGCUCUCUGGCUGGUGGCGACAUUUACCCUCCAGAUCUUCGGAGCCUCCUUCUUCAUCAAGAUCCCAAAGGUGAACUUCGAACUGGAGGAAACCGGAGACGUACAAAUUGAUCCCAUCGGCUUCAUGUUCAUUCUGGGGUUCGCGACGUCGGUUGUGAUCCAGUUCGUCGCCAUGCUGUAUCACAGAAUCUACACUCUAGUCCAUUAUGUGGCUUUCAUGGACACAGAGCCCAGACAGCAAAGACCUACCAGAGAGGAAAUCUACCAAGAGGAGAAAAAGAUUGACGGCUCAUCCAACGAUGACAUCGUGUCCCAAGCGGAGUCUGAUGACUGGUCGGACGAUGAAGAUGAGGACGAGGAGGAUGACGGUGAAGACUAUUACUCCCAAGCGAUGUACGACAGAAGUUUCGCUGGAGGCACGAUGGUGUGAACAAAGCCUCCCAGCACAACCAGAACUCUUUAGCACUUUGAAAUGUCCACCGUAUGUGAGCUUAGAAUGUUUUUAUUAUGUGUGUAUUAUUUAAAAUUUGAUCCUGUGCAAUUUAUUUAUAUGAAAUUGUAUUAAAAAUGAAUGUCAGGCAGAGCCUUGAAGUGAUGGAUGUAAAAAAGAAAGGGAGCAAGAAUAACACAGACGUCUAAAAAACACCACAUCAGUGAAUGUAACAUUGUUUAUAAUAUUUAUGAAGGCUAUGUACUGUAAAUACUAAAAUACUAUUUAAGUACUGAAUAUGUACUGUGAAGAGGAAUGAAUGUUUAGACGCAAAUGUGAAGAGAAAUAACAAAGUCCAUCUUUUAAAUCCAAGAGCGUGAAGUAAAUCUAGAUGAAGGGAGAGUUACGUGAAUCUUGAAUGAUAAUCAGGGGAGAACGUCUGAUGUUUGCACUGUAUGAUCAGAAGAGUAAAUGUUGUUGAAUAUGUCAUAGUUAUCAUUUUUAAAUUGCUUGCAUGUUUUUCUUUGUGUUUAUGAUCCCAAAUCUUGCAGUGGAUUGACUCUGCUGUACAAAUCAGGAACACAUCUGAUUGCACUAUGUGUACAAAUGUUUUCAGUAUGCACUGCUUUUUUUAAUUUAACAAACU